Messenger RNA from Chara braunii, 2666 nucleotides. NCBI's taxonomy places the organism in Eukaryota, Viridiplantae, Streptophyta, Charophyceae, Charales, Characeae. The record is from the annotation of a GenBank genome assembly.
GGAUUGGGGGUUUGGGAGGUAGUGAGGCGCGGUCUAUCACACGGAGAGCAUGGAGUAUUUGCUUAUGGAAUGGCUGCCGCUGACAGGUGGAUGGUGUCUUUUACCGAACGCAGCGCCCCCUGUUCAUCCACCGGCUAACACUCGCGAUGAGGGGCGUUGUGUUAGGGGCAAGCUGGGUGUCCUCUGCCAUGAGGUGAUAAUGGUAUGCCUUCAAUGAUUUAGAUAUGAGGACGGCGUCCUUGUGGACUGCCAUGGCCCAAGUAUCAUCUCGCUCGGGUAGAGAUCCAGAUAGUGAAAAUGUUUCACUUUUGUCUUGGCGUUCAUUGCGAUUUGAACUCAGGACUGUAUUUCUAGAACUAGUGGAAAUGUCUCUUUGUUUUCUACAACAAUCCUCAGCGUUUGUCUGCGCCAUCCUACACCAACAAAGAAAGUUAACAAAAAUACUUGGUGGAAUAAGAUUGUCUGGGGAGCGCACCAACGACCAGAGCCUGUGGUUGGAUGGGACUCGGCGUCAGCCACCUGUCCUGGGACGCAGCACUGUCGAGGGCUUUGGAUAGACAUCCGGGGAGAACCCGAUCGGGCACGGCGCACGACUAUCGUAGUCCCUCUACUACUGUGGUUGCAGGGGUAUCUGCGCAACUGGGAAGGGUACAGGUGCAUUGCACCGGAGCGAAUGGAUCAAGAAUACUAGACAGAGAAACGACCAAGUGCGUAGCGUCGGGGAGUGGAGCGAGAAUGGGUCAUCCUCGCCGUGGUGGAAAGGAGGGAUGGUUGUCGAUUCGUUCCAUUUAUUCAAAUUCGUUCACAUUUGAUUGUGGGAGUAGCGAGUUGGCAGCGUUUUCUCAGUUUGACUAAUGUUUCAGGUAUGCAGAAGAAGCAAGAAGCUGGUACCGCCUCUGAUCUUUUACAUAUUCCAGGGUCCGAAGGCCGUUGAUUUGCCGUAUUUGUCAAGGGUAAACCCGUUAGGAAAUCGGGGGAAGAGGGGGGGCGGUUGUAGGAGCGAGGAGAAAGGCGUAUACGUUGCAGCGCUGGAACACGGAUGAAUGAGCACUGUAUUACCUGAUGACCUGUCAUAUCUAAGACGGUCCUGUCCGGAUGGGCUCUGCCGAGAUGGAUGUGGAUGGGGAGGAGGAGGGUGACACAAGGCGGCUGACAAGCCGAGGAACGAUGGGGGAGGAGGAACAGGUUUGAGGGUCAUCCCAGUCAAGUCAGAGGUAGAGCAAGGCAUGCUGGGUGGUGGGGGACCACUUGUGGCACUGGAUAAGACCGUCCGUGGGGCAGGAUGAAACACAAACUCGCGGAACUAGAUGCGGGUCAUGGAGUCUACAAGAAGACUAAAGGUUUUUGAGCCGCGUAGAGAACGGCUCGGGGAUUGAUUCCCUGAUUGUGGGUUGAAUUGGGAGACCGACCCCAUCCCGUGUGGCUGAAUGGAAGAACGACUCCCCUUGCCGUGGGGAUUGAUUCUUUGAUUGUGGGUCGAAUCGGAAGAACGACCCCAACAAGCAAUCCAACCCACGAUUACAUCCCCCAGCCCGUGUGGCACAGUUACGUUCCCCAGCCCAUGUGGCGGCUGAAUGGAAUGCUACAGACAAUCCAACCGGUGAUAAACAGUUCAUGAUUUUGAAAGCUGAUGGAAUCAGACGAAUACCAUAAUGGUAAUAGAGUCGACCUCAUGGAGAAGGAAAACAGGGCAGAAGGACAAGCGGUGUGGACCGUCCAAGGGAAGAGCAAACACGCCAGCCACGAAGGGCAAAUCAGCGGCGACAACAACAAGAGGAGGAGAGUCUCAGGUGCCAAGGAACUCUCGAUCUCAACAGGAGGAACGGGGGGGGGGAAACAGAGGUGUGUGUCGAGAACGGUGGGGKGGGGAGGAGGACGAGCCGAAGGGAUUCUGUAAACAUAGUAUGAUAGUACUCAGUGAAAUCUUUUUUUUUUUUUCUUUUCUUUUUUAAAGUGAAGCCUCUUUAUAUAUUCGAAUAAUUCGUGUUUGGUGUUGAUGCUGAUUGAUAUUGAUACAUGUUGAUGAUGUUCUGAUUUCCUACCUGACGUUCUUUCUUCCUUUUCUUGUUGUUUUAAUUAGACUACAACCUUCGUCUACUCAACCUUCACACACUCACGCUUCCUUCUGUUUGGCCAAAGGAUCCCUGAUCCGCAUCGAAUGGUCAGCGAAGGCAGAGGAUUGACUGUCAGCUUGCCUUUCUUUUAAGACUCGACUAGAGAGUCUGCCAAAUUUGUCCAUCUAUUGAGAAGCUAGAAUUGUGGAUGGGUAGAGUCUGUCAAAUUUGUCUGCCUUUUGAGAAGCUAGAAUUACUCCUAUUUCUUUUUUAAAUAAUAAUAAUAAUAAUAAUAAUAAUAAUAAUAAUAAAAAAUUACUCCUAUGUGCUUAGAGGAUUGACUGUCCACUGGCCUCUCAGAGGAUUGACUGUCCACUGGCCUCUCAGAGGAUUGACUGUCCACUGGCCUUUCCUCCUCUCAAAUAACCUACUAGAGACCAACUGGCCUAGCUCAGUUUGUCUACACCCCUGAAAUGUCAACUAGCCUUUCCUCCUCUCAAAUAACCUACUAGAGACCAACUGUCCACUGAGAGAUGGCCUUUCCUCCUCUCAAAUAACCUACUAGAGACCAACUGUCCACUGAGAGCAGAUGGAUAAAAGUAAUGCCAACUA